Aspergillus japonicus CBS 114.51 is the source of this 598-nucleotide messenger RNA. RefSeq lists its product as uncharacterized. Lineage: Eukaryota; Fungi; Ascomycota; Eurotiomycetes; Eurotiales; Aspergillaceae. The record is from RefSeq and is a predicted model, not a curated record. Bases 146 to 598 code for a protein of 150 amino acids. The transcript has a single exon.
CCUUGAUCCAAUACUGUACAAAUAACCGAUAAAUAGAGCUGAACGCCCGCUACCACCAUCGUUGCCACUUCCAUCCCUACCACCACCCCAUUUGCUUUUGCUAUCUUCCGCCCGGGGAUAGAUACCUUUCAACCAUUCAUCCGUCAUGUCAGACGAGCACACCUUCCCCGAGAACGACCCCGUAUCUGCUGACGACGGCCCUGAGCUACUGGACAGCUGGCGGCUUGACAUCCAGCGGUUGGCGGUUGACAAGGACUGGGAAGAAGCGCGCCAGGGCAUAGACGACUGGUGGGGGAUGAUGCGUCAGGGUCGGCCCGGAAACCCCUGGGCGGCCCUGGGUGGGGUAUUCGUCCGCGGGGGCCGCGCGCGCUUCGUCUUCGCCAGUGGCGCGGGCAAGCCGGCCCUCUUCAAGGUUUUCAUAGAGCGCAACCACCAGCUCGACUUGGACGGCCAGCUCGAGUUCGACUUUGCGCUCCCCGAGGAUCGGGAAAAGUACAAGGUGGCGGUCGAUGUCAUGAUUUGCUUGCUCGGGGGGUUCGACGACUCGUGGACGUCCCACCGGGAGGCGUUGCUUGCCCUGCCAUUCGAGGAGUUUUAG